Messenger RNA from Pseudo-nitzschia multistriata, 2989 nucleotides. The record is from the annotation of a GenBank genome assembly. NCBI's taxonomy places the organism in Eukaryota, Bacillariophyta, Bacillariophyceae, Bacillariales, Bacillariaceae.
CAAAUCAAAUAAUGGUUUUUCGACGUCAAACAAAAUGCAAAACAGGACAUAUUCCAACAUAGCUCUCAUCAACAGCAUUAACUCCAUUCAUCACUCUGUAUCGAAACAAUGACGGCUAAUUCGAAGAAGUACGACAUUGUUCUUUUUGGUGUAACAGGGUUCACCGGUAAACGUAAGUCACUACACUCCGGAGAACAAUGACCGACGCACACCUCUUGGUACCGAGAAUCGGACCUAUCGUUACAGUACUAGAAAGAAGAAACGAUGUGUUGCUGAUCGGAGCGAAAGNUAUUUUGUCUUCGCUACCAUUCCUUCCUUGUUGGACUGUUCGUGCUCAUAAAGUUCUUGGUACGUCAUGUUUCUAAAAAUUGUAGUUGGGUUCGUGAUUCCGAGCUUGUCGAUGCCCGCCUUCUCGCAAGCAUCUUUUCCUCGAAAGGUUUGUGACACGUGGUACGAAUCACGGCAUUCGGUAUCAUCAUUGUCGUCCCACGCCAAAGAACUCUUUUGAGCCCGUUGACGRSUGACAUAUUUUUGACUGUCAUAGAAAAUGCUGCGACUGAAAUGUUUUUUCUAACACCAAUAUGUGACGAGRUCAUAGCAGAUGAAAUAUAUUAGUUACUUGGUUGAUACAAAUACUWCUAGUGAUGGAGAGAAACAUGGUCAGUACAUAUUGCUUCACGUACUACUAGAGGGUCAAAUGCCGAUGCAUUCCAAGUCGCACAGUUCUGUGCUGUGGURGCGAAUCCACGGRCAGCCAUCUUGGCACCUUGACGGAGGAGGUGUUUGUUUGUUGACAUGCCGAUAAUCAUAGUGAGCGAGAAUUGUUCUUCUAUGGGUARGUAUGAUAAUAAUAGAAGAGGAUCGUCGUUGUUGCUCUCGUAUCCAACAGGGCUGCAAGCGUCGAUUCAAAGAACCUGCUGUCGUUAAAGAAACAGUUCUGGUUUUGAUUUCUGUCGAAAACAAGUUUGUGAAUGUUGGGAAAGGACCUACGCUUCUCGAUGCUUCUAGAURGAAUCAAUGAGGCGAGCCGGUCGGAAAAAAUGUGAGCGUCAGAGAAACGCAGGCACUGACACACGAGAAGAUGAUGAUGGUGUAUCGCGUUGCGGAUUCUCGUGAAAGUCUCAAUUUUUUUAGCUUGAGCAGWACGGUAAUACKUAGUGUAYGGUAUGGUACUGUACGUACCCUACAGAAUAAAAAUAAAAAACUGCUGGUAGCGCGCACGACUGACCCGGAAAAGUGACAGAAAAGUUGUCACUGUCACCUCAAGAUUUGCGAACCAGGAUAACUUAGAGAGUGAGUCGAUUCCGGCGCACGAGAACUAGUAUUCUCGGACAACCGUACCGGACGGUAGGCUGCGCAAAGGAAGUUUCGUUCUGUAUCCGAAAGGCGCUCUUACCCGCUGGAGUAAAAAGGCACGCGUCGUCAUCUGAAGGUCCCAUCUUACUUCUACGACCUGUCCGGUGAAUUUGAUUGAUAUUAUGGAGGUCACAGGGUCAUCAAUCAAUCAAUCAAUCAAUCAGUCAGUCAGUCACCCAAUAACAUCAAGCUUGCGUUCAGGAAGAUUCGAAAGCUGUCAAUCAAACACGUAAUAUCAAUAUUGCGACGCGUCAUUGUUCCUGUGUCACUGUUACCGUGUCAAGCAAAGCAGACCGACUCUUUGUACCGAGAAAUACCUCUGUCCGCCUGUUCGUGUCCGUGUAGUGCGAUAUCACCACUACCGUCGCGAAGUUAUCAUCUUUUUUCAARCAAAGCCGAGCAAAGAACUAARAUUCAUGGCGACCCGAGACGGCACGAAGGACGAAGCAAAUGCUGGCRUGGUUGCCGAGCCAAUGCCGGGGUACGAAAAAGACAACACAAUGGCCAUGUUCAUCAUGGCGGGAAUGGUGGUUUCUUCCGCAGGUUUCGCYAUGUACACAAGGCAGRCAGACUCUUUGCUAAAGCGAAUGGGACGUGCUAGUAAARUACAAGGACUCGGAAACAGUGCUUCUUACAAGGUGGCGAACCCCAAAUCGAAGCUUGUCUCGAAGAAGUCGUUAGAAACUAACAACAAACGAAAAACAUUCCACGAGAAAGAUGAUAUCUUUUGAAACACAAGAAUCGUAUUCGGGUCGUUGGCACAGUCAGUCGCGGGUCAUGCAGGAAAUCGAUAAAUUCGAAUUCUAUACCACACAACGAAUCGAGGAACAUUCGAUCCAAAAGAAAAAAGGAUGACGGAUGUGACACUGCWWUUAUAAAUUCGAGCAUCUUUGUGCUCCUAGAAGAGGGUCGUCUUUGUUAGGCAGCCAUUAAGCAAGCCUAACGCAAAGCAUAGCAAUUGAAAAUAGCAAAAAUUGGUAACAUGAUUGUUGAGUCUUCGUGAUGGAUUUUCAGUAUUCGAAGUACUCAUAGUCUUCCAUUGGUUCAAGCUCAGCUUCUAAAAAUGGCGAAAAUUCGAAAUGCUCAGGAAUCGAAAGCGAUAUCGACAUGGACAUGCUCAUUGCAGUGUCGAACACUGUAGGGACAUGGGAUCUGGUUGGUGAUUCGAUUGGUAGAAUUGGAGGUUUUGUUUGCAACGCAAUCGGGACAUUUGUUGGCGAUAGGAUAAUAGGCGYUGGUUUAUCUGUUGGUCGUUUCGAUGAUUGCUGCAUCGGUUUAAGGGUUGGUAUACAGGAUGGGCAUUUGGAAGCCUGGUCGGUUGGUUCUAYGGUAAUAUUUACAGAAGGAAUUUCUGUUGGAGGCAUACCUGUCGAGUUUACUGUCGGCGUUGGCGUAGAAGAAUCAGAUGGGUUUUUACUUGUGCCUCSAKAAGGUUCUUGAGAUGGCAGAGAUGAGGUUGUCAGUGCUUGGCAAUGUCCUAGUAUUGGGUCGCUUGAUUGGCCCUGUGUGGUUGAUUCGAAGCAGGGAAAGGCAGCACGUAUUUCAGUUUUUUUUUUUCCAUUCUGGUGUGAGACGAUUUUGAUGAACGAAGAACAAUUUCUCGAAAAAAAAAAAAUAUAUAUUUGGAAAAACU